AUGCCCCUCUUAGCAACUUUUCUAGCCGUUACCCUAGUCAGCCUCUACACAGCAGGCUUCGCAACAAUCGUCAUAUUCGAUCACAACGAUAAGAAAACCUCCAAAGUGGAUGAGGAGACCGAAGAACUACUCGAGAAGAGAGAAGAUGAGAACGAGGGAUUCCUCGAGAAGCGAGAAGAAGAUGUCAGCCCCGAGCUGAUUCCAACGUAUAGUGGCAGCGCCAUCUUCCGUAAUGCUGUGGGCCCACCCGGCCUCUCAGAAGUCCCCAAGAAGCCCGAUAAAUGA
Colletotrichum acutatum is the source of this 285-nucleotide messenger RNA. RefSeq lists its product as uncharacterized. The record is from RefSeq and is a predicted model, not a curated record. NCBI's taxonomy places the organism in Eukaryota, Fungi, Ascomycota, Sordariomycetes, Glomerellales, Glomerellaceae. The transcript has 2 exons. Bases 1 to 285 code for a protein of 94 amino acids.